AUGAGGUGUUUAGCCAUCUGCUGUUUUAGGAUCUGGAAUCUUGCUGAAAGCAGGCUCCAGAUUUCCACAAGGAAUGGCACAGAUGAAGGUCGUCAUCGCUGUCCCUCUGUGAGGCACCUGAAGCAGAAGAACCAUGAACCUGUCUCUGUGACUGUGAAGGACACAACAAAACACAACAAUUCACAACUGGUGCUUUGGGGCUUGACAAAAAAUGAACUCCAUCAUAGGCUAUACACUCAACCUAUCAGAGAAUGGGAAGGACAGGCACCACACACCUAUGGAGACAUUAUCCACUCAUCUUCAGUGUAUUUACACAGUGGAGACACAAAGGCUAUGAGUGAAAGAUUUCUGGUUUUAUUUUCCUUCCAUUUGUUAAUCCUCGCAUUGGACAGUUCUAAUCAUGAUUUUAUUUAUGAGGGCAUUCUUCCUCUCUCAGCCAUCGAGGUGCGUCUGAUCUCACAGCAGGACCAUAGUUCUCCAGAUAUGUUUGAGAUUAGCGGCCCUAUGGUGGACUCAAAGAUCUUCCUUUGUGCUACUGCUGCUGAAACAAAAACCUGGAUGGAGAAUAUCGAGGACAGGAGAUACAAAUCCCUUAUGCAACAGCUGAGCCCGUCCCAUAGCGCGCUCUCAUACCUGGUGCCAUGUCAUGAAAACUGGAAGAGGGAUGAGCUUAAAAGGUACUUACUGCAGUCUCCCAUCUUGCAAUGGGAGGGGAAGCCCAUUCAGCACAUGGGCUAUCCAAGAUACAUUUCACUGGUGCACAUCAGCAACAUAUACACACAGGACCGGCGUUUGCAGGAACCUCAGGAGCGUUUGCUUGUGCUCUUCCCAUGUGACCUCCUCAUUCUGUCUCUCGACUGUCAUCAUGUACGUGUGAAAUAUGAGGGUCGUCUGCCACUUAAGAGCAUUAAAGCCAUGGAAAGAUCUGCACUACCUGGCAGACUGGAGUUUGAACUCACGGGUGAACUGAUGGAGCCUCUGCUCGUCUCCUGUACAUACCCUGAGGACUAUCAAAGCUGGAUCUUCCAGUUACAACAGCCUGAUAAAGUGGCAGAUUCAUUGCCACAUCAUACCCCUCCACCUCUGAUACCGAAGAAGCGCAGAAGCUGAGGAUGAUGUGACGAAUGGAAAUUAAAAUGGCUGUGAACUCCAUAUAUUGUGCCCAAUGAAAGCUGCUGAUUACAAAUGAACAUUUUACUGUUGCAUUUCACUCCUAAGUAACAAAUCUCUUCACUGCUUGUGAGGAAGGAUCUUCAAUAGCUAGGAAAUUUGCAGGUUUAGAUAGUAAUUAUUACAGUCUGCUCCAUAAAUAUCUGUUUUGAGGUAGGGAACAGGCCUC
This is a messenger RNA of Sinocyclocheilus grahami, 1339 nucleotides long. Its product is annotated as rho guanine nucleotide exchange factor 7-like. Gene Ontology annotation, molecular function: guanyl-nucleotide exchange factor activity. The record is from RefSeq and is a predicted model, not a curated record. NCBI's taxonomy places the organism in Eukaryota, Metazoa, Chordata, Actinopteri, Cypriniformes, Cyprinidae. Gene Ontology annotation, cellular component: cytoplasm. The transcript has 12 exons. Bases 1 to 1110 code for a protein of 369 amino acids.